This is a messenger RNA of Cylicocyclus nassatus, 2345 nucleotides long. The record is from the annotation of a GenBank genome assembly. NCBI's taxonomy places the organism in Eukaryota, Metazoa, Nematoda, Chromadorea, Rhabditida, Strongylidae.
GUGCUCUGAGACGAAUGUGUAUCAAGGACAAGUUUCAUUCUUCCAAACAAGGACUCUUUGUAGUCUAAUCAGAGAUCACUACGUAUGUAGUAGUUUAGUUUUCGUCAGGAAUCGCUGAGUAGGAGCCGUUUGUCACCAGCCGUUGGCACAACUAAUUGCACAUGGCAUUCUGCAGUAGCUAUUACCUCGAGCACUUCGAUCCGAGGCACAGUUGCCAGCCUCAUCCAAGCAUUUCGACUGGAUAAUCAUCGAUUGAUAAAUGGACACCUGCUGUUGAGGAGCCCGUCGACCGCCCAUUCUGCCUUGCGACUCGCUGAGCUUGAGCGCGACGGGUGUGUGAUUAGUGAUCCUCACUUUGAAUCGUAAAACCCUAUGUGUCAUCGCGCCAAAACGCCAUAAAUUAUCUGUGACGCCAUCGUGAAGAGACAAGCACCUGAAGUCCGCCGGGCCGAGAAAGCCCUUAGGCGAUCCGUGCGUGCUGAAACGAUCUCUUUAGGAUGAAAGAAAAUAUGCAAAAACUGUGGCAAUGGAUACGUGAUCGUAAAACGAACACUCUUCGAAAAUGGCGAAGCUCCCUGAUAAAGAAAACACCGACCGAUGAGGAUUUGCGAAAUGGUCACAACCGAGUAGGUCAUAGUAUUUCUGACAUGAAUCUGCCGUCAACAUCCAGAGCGCAACCACCGGAAUUUGAGCAGUUUUUCAACGAGCCACGGACGAAAAGCUUCCUUGACAUCCGACGGCGGUCAUUUCGUGAACAUCAAAAAAACGAGACAUAUCCUGUCGCUCCUCCGGAUUUAGACGUUGGCUGGUUAGAAAACUCUUCACCGCCACCAGCUCCACAACCAGCAUCUCGUCCAACUAGUCGUAGUCCACGACAGAUCCGGUUCAACAUUCCGGAGAUCCAAGUCUCAUUAGACUUGUCUACUCCACCGUUUCCCGUGAACGAACCACCAACAGAAUUAGAGUGGAGUCCAGCAGGAUCACUAAGUAUGGAUACAGUAAUGCAGAAAGUGCAACCAGAGAGAUUAGUGUUACAACGCCAGGCUAUGUCCUUUGAUGAUGCAGACGAUGCGUCGUCAUCAUCGUCUCGGCGUAAUUCAGCUAACGAAAAGGCUCGUCAGAAUCUUCUCGCACAACGACGUCAGAGUCAAGUCCAGCUUGUCCAAGCAAUGUCUGGUCGACGAACAUCGACAACACUCAUUCCGCUCACUGCCGCUCAAAUUCAUCUAAUAAGAGCACUUUGGAGACAAAUUUAUACGAGUAAAGGUCCAACUGUAGUUGGAAGCAGUAUCUAUCAUAGACUGUGCUUCAAAUGUCCUCAGGUGAAGGAACAAAUUCGACGAGUGCCUUUGCCAGUCAAGUUCCAAAAUUAUGAUAGUUUCAUCAAGGCACACUGCAAAGCUAUUGGUGAACUGAUAGAUCAGAUUGUGGAAAAUCUUGACAACCUUGACAAUAUGACGGAUGAACUAGUGCGUAUUGGUAGAGUACACGCGAAGUUACUGCGUGGUGAACUUACAGGAAAACUCUGGAAUGUUGUAGCUGAAACAUUUAUCGAUUGCACCCUGGAAUGGGGUGAUCGCAGAUGUCGAUCUGAAACAGUAAGAAAAGCCUGGGCACUCAUCGUUGCAUUUGUAAUUGAGAAGAUAAAACUUGGACAUCAUGAACAGAGAAAACUGAUGCUUGCCACACGUCAAUCGCUGCCGUCUAUUGAAGCCGGCCAUUUUCUAAAGAAGUCUAAAAGAAAUGUAUAUGUUUCAUUCUUCAAACAAGUUAUUCCAACACUGGCAGCAAAUCUUCUUUGCGCAAAAAUGCUCGAGGAUGUGCAAGCGAAACCGUAUGAAGAAGAGGCUCCAAAAAAGGAGGUCCCGAUGCGCGUUGGUAAAAUGAUACUCGACCCGAAGAAAUUGGGUGAAGAAGUUCUCGAGAAUGAAGAAAAGAAAAAACCUGCCAGUGAACCUGCUGAAGUAGAGGUUGAUGUAGAGGAGGAUGAUGUAAUGAUACAGAAAGAUCCACCACAAAAAAGGACAAAGCCAAAAAGGACAAAGCCGUUACCAAGUGAGCCAUCUCAGGAUAAAGAUAAAGAGAAAGUUAAAGAUAAAGAUCAUGUUGAAUCUGUGACUGUUGAUAUCUACGAAAUGACUGGCCCAAAACCUAAGAAACCAUCAGAGAAGGAACCUAAGAAACCUUUAGAGAAGGAACCUAAGACAGCUAAAGCAGUAACUCCAAAAGACACCAAAAAAGCAGCAAAAACUCCAAAAAAGAAAUCCAAAAGAACUCCGCAUUCGAAAACACCCAAGAAGAAGAAAAAUAAGAAAACGUCACACAGAAAGAGGAAACAUGAAUAA